Molecule: messenger RNA, 2535 nt
Organism: Daktulosphaira vitifoliae (grape phylloxera)
Lineage: Eukaryota; Metazoa; Arthropoda; Insecta; Hemiptera; Phylloxeridae
Gene: DIP-beta
Product: lachesin
Exons: 9
Coding region: 278-1561 (427 amino acids)
Cellular component (GO): neuron projection
Source: RefSeq, a predicted model, not a curated record
UCGGAAUCGUGUCCUUCACAACUACGUUAAUCUUGUACCCUGUUGAUAAGUCGGUCGUAUCGCAUCGUCUCGCCAAAUUGUUUAAAAGCAAUUCCGAAUAUAUAUUAAAUUGUUUUUGAUUAUUUUUUACAUAUAUACACACACGAUACACCCUUAGAUCAAUCAAAAAUACCAGUUAUGGAUGAAACGAUUAAAUAAUCUACCAACAUGGCCGGGAGAAUUAUUGGUUAAAAAAUCCGACGUGUCGAAAAUUUUACAAAAUUAGUUAUUAUUGAAAAUGGAACGAUUUAAAUUUUGCUGCACAAUAAGUGUCCGUCAUUUAAUAUUCGUCUUCAUAGUUGUUGCAUUCUGUAGCUCAAAGGCCAAUGGUUUCGAGCCGGAUUUCUUGUUUCCUCUGGAGAACGUGACCAUAGCCCAGGGCCGUGAUGCUAUUUUCACGUGCGUGGUGAACAAUAUCGGCGGUAACAGGGUGAGUGCUCCUGAAGGCGACUUCACACCAGCCAGGGUAGCUUGGAUUAAAGCCGACACUAAGGCUAUAUUGGCUAUUCAUGAACAUGUUAUCACUAAUAAUGAGAGGUUGUCGGUCACGCACAACGAUUACAACACGUGGACGUUAAAUGUGCGGACGGUCCGUAGAGAGGAUCGUGGCACAUACAUGUGUCAAGUUAACACAGACCCGAUGAAAAGCCAAAGCGCUUUUCUCGAAGUAGUCAUUCCUCCGGAUAUAGUUUACGAGGAGACAUCCGGUGACAUGAUGAUACCAGAAGGCGGUUCGGCCAAAUUAGUGUGUAAAGCGCGUGGGUAUCCAGAACCAAAAAUACUGUGGCGAAGAGAAGACGGAGGAGAUAUAAUUGCUAGAACAGGAACAACGACCAAAACGAAAAUGCAAACGGUCGAAGGCGAGUUUUUAGUAUUAUCUAAAGUGACAAGAUCGGAAAUGGGAGCAUACUUAUGCAUAGCAGCCAAUGGUGUGCCCCCAUCAGUGAGCAAAAGGCUAAUGUUACAUGUUCACUUUCAUCCUUUGGUGCAAGUUCCGAAUCAACUGGUAGGCGCACCGCCCAGAACAGAUAUAACACUUCAGUGUUAUGUGGAAGCUUCGCCAAAAUCUAUUAACUACUGGACUAGAGAAUCAGGAGAGAUGAUAAUAUCAAACGACAAAUACAACAUGACUGAAUUAGCAGUAUCAUACUACAGUUCUCAGAUGAGAUUGACUAUAAGAAGACUAAAAAAAUCGGAUUUAGGUGGUUAUAAAUGUAUAUCGAAAAAUUCUAUCGGUGAAGCAGAAGGCAAUAUUAGAGUUUAUGAAAUGGACUUAACCAAAUCUAAGACUCCUGGUGAAGAAGAUAGGGAUAAUACUAUAAACGUAUCAAAUUUUGACGAAGAAGAAUACAAUGGACAAAAUUCUACAAACAACGUUCCAUCCUACAAAGACCAAACUCAUCGUUUACACAGAUCGUCGGCAAAUUCAAAAAAGAAUAUUGGGAUGAACAUGAUUUCUUUAGCUUUACCAGUAAUUCUGUCACUAACACAACAAAAAAUAAUGCAAUUGACUAGAAAAUGAAAAUCAUUAUUUUAAAUACUAUACUUGUAAAUAAUUAUAAAUAACAUAAUUAACAUUUUAAUAAAAAUUUUACCAUUCGAUGAGUCAUUGCGAACAAUGAGCCUCAUUCUUUUUUUUUUUAAUUAAUUACAAUUAUUAUUCUAUCUUAAUGAAAAAUGUACGAUUCCUAAAACUUAUAUUAUUUGGGACCGGAAUUAUAUGCAUUUAUAAAUUUAGUAAGUUAUUCUGAACUCGCCAUCAGCCAUUACAUAUUUUUAUUAACCGACUUGAAAACUUAGUUAUGUGUUAUUACCAGGAUUGUUGCUUAGAGGAUAGGGGGUUCUUACUCCCUAAAAUAAAAAAUAUUUCUUUGCUAUUAUAUAAUCAUAUGGCAAAGUUGCACAAAUUUAGGACCCUUCAAAGUGGCUCAAACACAAUUUAUAAAUGCAUAUAUUCUGAGCUUUACAUGUUAUUUAAUGUUCAGUAAGUAAGGAAAUGGGUUUCUAUUGUUCUCAUUGUUUAUAACAAUUUACCUGUUUCCUUACUUACUGAAAACCCUGUAUAUAUGGUUAUGCAAAACAAUUAUUUCAAUAAAUUCUAUUUAAAAAAAAAAAGUUUAAAAACAAACAAAUGCCAUUUAUUUAUUACAUCAAAUAUUUGAAGAAUAAAAAUAGCUCUCUCAACCAAAAAACUUAACCAUUUUAUUAACUACAGAUGCUGAAGGAACAGGUAAAAUAACAUAUAACCCCUAUUUUUGAAAGGAGAUCAUAAAUACUUGACCAUAAAACGUCGGAUAAAUGAAUAUUCAAACAUGAAACUAUUGCAGUGGAUUUCCCACAAAUUUUUGAAUAUUAAGAAUGUAUUUAUAUGUACAUUUUACAACUUAAAUAUUAAUAUUAAUUUUAUUAUUAUAUGUAUAAUGUAACAUCAUAAUUCAUAAGUAAAAAUUGUUUAAGUAAUAAAAAAUUGAUAUUGUAUUAUUACACAUUGUUAUU